Megalops cyprinoides (Indo-Pacific tarpon) is the source of this 6013-nucleotide messenger RNA. RefSeq names its product golgi brefeldin A resistant guanine nucleotide exchange factor 1 (gene gbf1). Gene Ontology annotation, molecular function: guanyl-nucleotide exchange factor activity. NCBI's taxonomy places the organism in Eukaryota, Metazoa, Chordata, Actinopteri, Elopiformes, Megalopidae. The transcript is spliced from 41 exons. The record is from RefSeq and is a predicted model, not a curated record. Gene Ontology annotation, biological process: regulation of ARF protein signal transduction. The coding region runs from base 269 to 5932 and encodes 1887 amino acids.
UCCAGCCAGAUAGCCGGUUUCUGGUUUUCUGUUUCAUAAAUCUUAGGUCCUUCAGACUGUAGCCGUAGUUAAAUGUGUUUUUCAUGAAUGCAGUUUAUUGAAAUGUAAACAUUUCAAUUGUUGAAAUGUUUUAACUGCAUAUGUUUACCGUAUGUGGUAAAUAAAUAAUUUAUUUUCAGUCAUUAUCGCUGGCUGGCUAGCUAGCAAGCUAAAUCAUUUGAAAUUGAAUAGGCCGCCAUCUUGGAUUCGCACCCGGACAGAUUUCGCCAUGGUGGACAAGAAUAUAUACAUUGUUCAAGGAGAGAUAAGUACUGUAGUGGGUGCCAUUAAGCGGAAUUCGAGAUGGAGCACCCACACUCCUUUGGAUGAAGAGCAAGAUCCACUGCUCAACAGCUUCAGCCACCUAAAGGAGAUACUCAACAAUAUCAAAGAGCUGUCGGAUGUGGAGCCCAACGUGUUCCUGCGGCCCUUUCUGGAGGUGGUGCGCUCGGAAGACACGACCGGACCCAUCACGGGACUGGCACUCACCUCCGUCAACAAGUUCCUGUCCUACGGCCUCAUAGAUGCCAACCAUGAGGGGGCGGCAGAAGGGAUCGAGAACAUGGCCGAUGCCGUGACGCACGCCAGAUUUGUGGGGACGGACCCUGCCAGUGAUGAAGUGGUGCUCAUGAAAAUUCUGCAGGUUCUGAGGACACUGCUGCUUACGCCUGUGGGAGCUCAUCUGACCAACGAGUCGGUGUGCGAGAUCAUGCAGUCCUGCUUCCGCAUCUGCUUCGAGAUGAGGCUGAGCGAGCUCCUGCGGAAGUCUGCCGAACACACGCUGGUGGACAUGGUGCAGCUGCUGUUCUCCAGGUUGCCACAGUUUAAAGAGGAGGCUAAAAGCUUUGUCGGGACCAACAUGAAGAAGAUCCCAUCUUGUGUCCUGGACAGACAGGAACUUAUUUGUGCAGAGCAGCCUAAAAACACCAGUCAGAGGGGCUUAGAGAGGCUGAAGAUGCGCGCGGGAGGGAUGAGCGAGUCCUCCAAGUGGAAGAAGCAGAAGCGCUCGCCCCGCCCCCCUCGUCACAUGGUCCGCAGCCCCUCGGGCCUGACUGAGCCGACCCAGCCCGCCACCCUCAGCAACAACCUCUCAGGUGGCGUCCCGUUCAUCGAGCAGCAGUCCGGCGGGGGCUCCCCGGGCCUGCCCGUGUCCGACAGCGCCGCCUCCUCCAUCUCCAGCCCCACCACCGACAGCGGCCUGGAGGCGUCCUCCAAGGCCACCUCCAAGGAGGACCUGACCGACCUGGACCCCAGCAGCUCCGCCGCCACCACCCCCGGCACCACGCCCGCCGGCGAACUGGGCGGACUGGGCACGCAGUCUGAAGGAAGGCAGGUGGAGCGAGCUCAAUCCGCCUCUGUGGAGUCCAUUCCAGAGGUGCUGGAGGACAGGGACUCCGUGGCGGAGCAGUCAGACACAGCCUCCAUACACGACAUGGACUAUGUCAAUCCCAGAGGAGUGCGGUUCACGCAGUCCACUCAGAAAGACGGUGCAGCUCUGAUACCGUACGGCUUGCCCUGCCUCCGUGAGCUCUUCCGCUUCCUCAUCUCGCUCACCAACCCGCACGACCGCCACAACUCGGACGUGAUGAUGCACAUGGGGCUGCAGCUGCUGACGGCGGCGCUGGAGUCCGCUCACAUCGCCCCCUACCAGUCGCUGCUGGGCCUGGUCAAAGACGAGCUCUGCAGGCACCUCUUCCAGUUACUAAGUGUGGAUCGUAUGAAUUUGUAUGCUGCUUCGAUACGAGUCUGCUUCUUGCUUUUUGAGAGCAUGCGAGUGCAUCUAAAAUUUCAGCUUGAGAUGUAUCUAAAGAAGCUGAUGGACAUUAUUACCUCUGAAAAUGCCAAAAUGCCCUACGAGAUGAAGGAGAUGGCCCUGGAGGCAAUCGUGCAGCUGUGGAGAAUCCCCAGCUUCGUCACAGAGCUCUACAUUAACUACGACUGUGAUUACUACUGCUCCAACCUGUUCGAGGACCUCACCAAACUGCUUUCCAAGAACGCCUUCCCUGUGUCUGGGCAGCUGUACACCACCCACCUCCUCUCACUGGAGGCCCUGCUCACAGUGAUUGACAGCACCGAGGCCCACUGCCAGGCUAAAGUGCUAAACAACACUGCGCAGCAGGACCAAUCAGAGACAGUCGCGGUGGAAGGGGAGGGCACAGUCAACAGCAGCAGCACAGACACUCCCAGUGAAGCUGAUAGGCUGGCAAACAUCACCAGUGUUCAGAACGGGCCAGAGUCAGAGGGGGUGCCACUCUGCCCCCCUGCCAGCGGGCACCUGAUGGCGGAGAAGAUGAGGCUGGGGCGGCAGGAGCAGGAGGAGACUGACUCAGCCGAGAAGAAAGUACCAUCAAAGCCUCAGCGCUUCUCUUGCUGUUUACCGGAUUCUCAGGAACUCUUAGAGAUCAAAAACAAAAAGAAGCUGCUGAUCACGGGCACGGAGCAGUUCAACCAAAAGCCCAAGAAGGGCAUUCAGUUCCUGCAGGAGAAGGGCCUGCUAAGCAGCCCCAUGGACAACAACGAGGUGGCCCAGUGGCUGCGGGAGAACCCCUGGCUGGACAAGAAGAUGAUCGGAGAGUUCGUGAGCGACCGCAAGAACAUGGAGCUCCUGGACAGCUUCGUCAACACGUUCACCUUCCAAGGCCUGCGCAUCGACGAGGCCUUGCGCCUUUACUUGGAAGCAUUCCGCCUGCCGGGCGAGGCCCCAGUCAUCCAGAGACUCCUGGAGACCUUCACUGACAACUGGCAUAAAGUCAACGGCUCUCCCUUCAUGACGAAUGACGCGGGCUUCGCCCUGGCCUACGCCGUCAUCAUGCUGAACACCGACCAGCACAACCACAACGUACGCAAGCAGAACAUCCCCAUGACGGUGGAGCAAUUCAAGAAGAAUCUGAAAGGCGUGAAUGGGUCGAAAGACUUUGAUCAGGACAUGCUGGAAGAUAUCUACAACGCAAUCAAGAACGAGGAGAUCGUGAUGCCGGAGGAGCAGACGGGCCUGGUGAAGGAGAACUACAUGUGGAGCGUGCUGCUGCACCGGGGGGCCACGCCCGAGGGUAUCUUCCUGCACGUGCCGGCGGGCAGCUACGACCACGACCUCUUCACCAUGACCUGGGGCCCCACCAUCGCCGCCCUCUCUUACGUCUUCGACAAGAGCCUGGACGACACCAUCAUCCAGAAAGCCAUCGCCGGUUUCAGGAAAUGUGCAAUGAUAUCAGCACAUUAUGGAUUCAGUGAUGUGUUUGAUAAUUUAAUCAUUUCUCUCUGCAAGUUUACAACGCUAAGCAGUGAGUCUGUGGAGAACCUCCCCACUGUGUUUGGGGGUAACAGCAAGGCCCAGGUGGCCGCCAAGACGGUGUUCAACCUGGCCCACCGGCACGGCGACAUCCUGAGGGAGGGCUGGAAGAACAUCAUGGACUCCAUGCUGCAGCUUUUCCGGGCGGAGCUCCUGCCCAAGGCCAUGGUGGAGGUUGAGGACUUUGUGGAGCCCAGUGGGAGAAUAUCCCUCCAGAGGGAAGAGACUCCUUCAAACCGUGGGGAGUCGGCGGUGCUGAGCUUUGUGAAUUGGCUGACACUGAGCGGAGCUGAGCAGUCAGGACUCAGAGGGCCUUCCACCGAAAACCAGGAGGCGAAGCAGGCAGCCAUGCUGUGUAUCAAGCAAUGCGACCCGGAGAAGCUGAUUACAGAGAGUAAAUUCCUGCAGCUGGAGUCUCUGCAGGAGCUGAUGAAGGCUCUCAUCUCCGUGACUCCGGACGAGGAGACCUACGACGAGGAGGAUGCCGCAUUCUGCCUGGAGAUGCUGCUGCGCAUUGUGCUGGAGAACAGGGACCGCGUCUCUUGCGUGUGGCAGACGGUGCGCGACCACCUGUGCCACCUGUGCGUGCACGCCACGGAGAGCUGCUUCCUGGUGGAGAGGGCGGUGGUGGGGCUGCUGCGGCUGGCCAUCCGCCUGCUCCGCAGAGAGGACAUCAGCUCGCAGGUCCUGCACUCCCUUCGGCUCCUGCUGAUGAUGAAGCCCCACGUGCUGUGCCGGGUCAGCCGGGAGGUGGCGUACGGCCUGCACGAGCUGCUCAAGACCAACGCCGCCAACAUCCACUGCAGCGACGACUGGUUCACCCUCUUCUCCCUGCUGGAGUGCAUCGGGGCAGGGGUGAAGCCCCCGGCCUCCCUGCAGGUCACCGCUGGCCAGGACAAUGACACCGGUGCCCAGUCGGACAGCGAGCUGUCGUCCUACCACCCCAGCGAGGUCAGCCUGGACCGUGGCUACACCUCGGACUCGGAGGUCUACACCGAGCAUGGCAAGUCCAGGAUGCCGCGCUCCGUCACAGACGUGGACGUGGCCAACAGCGGGUGGCUGGUGGUUGGGAAAGACGACCUGGAUGCCAGCAAGCCGGCGCCCCCAGGCACCAAACCGCCGACCCCCCCUCUCAUCAACCAGUACAGCCUGACCCUGGGCCAGGACAUGGGCCAACACGACACCAAGUCCCUCAUCAAGUGUGUGGAGUCCCUGUCCUUCAUCGUGCGCGACGCCGCCCACGUCACGCCUGAGAACUUCGAGCUGUGCGUCAGGACCAUCCGCGUCUUUGUGGAGGCCAGCCUGAACGGAGGCUACAGGAGCCACGAGAAGAAGAAGAGCCACAAGUAUGACUCCAAGGCGAACCGGCUGAGGAAGAAGCCGAGGGAGAAGGAGGGGGUGGCGCGGCGGGCCAAGGCGUCCAGCCAGCGCCCCUCCCGCUCCCACAGCGACGAGGAGGAGGACGAGGGGGUCCCCGCCAGCUACCACACGGUGUCAUUACAGGUUAGUCAGGACCUGCUAGACCUGAUGCACACCCUGCACACACGCGCCGCCAGCAUCUAUAGCUCCUGGGCUGAGGAGCAGCGCCACCUGGAGGCCGCAGGCAAGAAGAUCGAGGCCGACUCCCAGACGCUGUGGUCGAGCUGCUGGUGUCCGCUGCUACAAGGGAUUGCCUGGCUCUGCUGCGAUGCCCGGCGGCAGGUGCGCAUGCAGGCGCUCACCUACCUCCAGAGGGCGCUGUUGGUCCAUGACCUUCAGACACUGGACGCUGUGGAGUGGGAGUCUUGUUUCAACAAGGUGCUGUUCCCUCUGCUCACCAAGCUUCUGGACAACAUCAGCCCUGCGGACGUGGGCGGCAUGGAGGAGACCAGGAUGAGGGCCUGCACCCUGCUGUCGAAGGUGUUUCUGCAGCACCUGUCCCCGCUCUUGUCCCUGCCCACGUUCGCAGCCCUCUGGCUCACCAUCCUGGACUUCAUGGAUAAGUACAUGCACGCUGGCUCCAGCGACCUGCUGCUGGAAGCUAUCCCAGAGUCCCUGAAGAACAUGCUGCUGGUGAUGGACACGGCAGGUAUCUUCCACAGUGCCGACUCGCGCACGGGCUACUCCGACCUGUGGGAGAUCACUUGGGAGCGCAUCGACUGCUUCCUGCCCCACCUGCGUGAAGAGCUCUUCAAGCAGGCUGUCAUGCCAGAGCCUGUUUCAGCGAGCGCUCCGGCAGAGAGCAGCCAGCCCCCCGCCCCCUGCGCCCCCUGCGCCCCAGCCCCCGCACCCUCUGCCCCCGCCGAGCCAAAAGCCCCCAGCAGACCCGAGUCACCCCAGGAGCCCCCUCCGCCCAGUGCCAACGGAACGGACAGGUCAUCUCCAGUGCCCCCCUCCACACCACCCGUGCCCACCCCUGUGAAGAUGAGCCCCGGUGACACCCCUCAUGCCAUGAGCCAGUCUCCCCUCAUCCUGCAGCCGCUGGCCUCGCCGCUGCAGGUGGGCGUCCCGCCCAUGUCCCUGCCCAUCAUCCUCAACCCUGCCCUCAUCGAGGCCACCUCCCCAGUACCCCUCCUGCCCGCCUCCCGGCCCACCGACCCCGCCGACGCCUCCGAGGUCAAAUAGAGCGACAGAGCCGCCCGCUUCCCCGUGGGAAGGAGACCAGAGCACCAAAAAGAAUCAGUCCAGCCUCUGCCCCCCCCCCCC